UCUCCAUCUCCCUUUGUUAGUUUUGAUUGCGUGUAAUUACUUUAUCAUUUUAAAUUAGACAUCCGUACUACUUAUCUGAGUUUUAUUCAUUGGUCACACCAUUUUUAAUAGCAUGAUGAAUUUUCCACGAACUUUUUUACUUAUUUUAGUGCUUUUCGCGUCAGCCACAUAUUCCAGUGGAGAUGCAACAAAGAGCAAAGGGCCAAAAGUAACUGACAUUGUAUAUUUUGAUAUAGAGAUUGGUGGUAAGCCAGAAGGUAGGAUUGAAAUCGGUGUUUUCGGUAAAACCGUACCCAAAACUGCUGAAAAUUUUAUCGGUUUAGCCAAGAGACACAUAGAUCAGCCAAGCUCCGAUGGCAAAUUAGUUGGUUACAAAGGUAGUACAUUCCACAGAGUAAUCAAAGACUUCAUGAUUCAAGGAGGGGACUUUACUAACGGCGAUGGAACUGGAGGUGAAUCCAUUUUUGGACGUCGAUUCAAUGAUGAAAACUUCAAACUUAAGCAUUAUGGUGCUGGUUGGCUUUCUAUGGCUAAUUCAGGUAAAGACACCAACGGUUCACAAUUUUUCAUAACCACAAAGAAAACUUCUUGGCUUGAUGGGCGACAUGUUGUUUUUGGAAAGGUCAUCAAAGGAAUGGAUGUUGUUCGCAAAAUUGAGGCAACUAAAACAGACAGCUCUGACAAACCAGUCGAAAAAGUCGUAAUCGCUGAUAGUGGUACUUUACCAGUCUCAGAACCAUUCUCUGUUUCCAAAGAAGAUGCCACCGAUUAGAUUGCUAAUCUACAUUGAUCGAUUUUAUUAUUUCAAUUUUAUUAUUUCAAUUUUAUUCAAUUUUACUUGAAUUUUACAAUUAAAUCAAUUAAAUUUUUAGAGUA
Molecule: messenger RNA, 876 nt
Organism: Tetranychus urticae (two-spotted spider mite)
Lineage: Eukaryota; Metazoa; Arthropoda; Arachnida; Trombidiformes; Tetranychidae
Product: peptidyl-prolyl cis-trans isomerase 5
Biological process (GO): protein folding; protein peptidyl-prolyl isomerization
Cellular component (GO): cytoplasm; intracellular membrane-bounded organelle
Molecular function (GO): cyclosporin A binding; peptidyl-prolyl cis-trans isomerase activity
Source: RefSeq, a predicted model, not a curated record